Molecule: messenger RNA, 1712 nt
Organism: Phragmites australis (common reed)
Lineage: Eukaryota; Viridiplantae; Streptophyta; Magnoliopsida; Poales; Poaceae
Product: spindle pole body component 110-like
Exons: 1
Coding region: 67-1569 (500 amino acids)
Source: RefSeq, a predicted model, not a curated record
CAUAAAUCCUCGCGCGGACCCGUCUCAUUUCAAUCCACUGGCAGCCACAAACCCUAGGACGCCGCCAUGGCCAAGAAGAAGUCCGCCGCCGCCAACGGCAACGGCAACGGCCACCACGCCGUCGCGGCCGCGGAUGCGGCGCCCGGGAAGGAGGACGUGCCGGAUACGCGGGACCGGAGGGCGGAGCAGCUGAAGGCGCUCAACACCAUGCUCCUCAAGGAGGCGACGGAGCGGCGGGGCCAGGUGGCGGCGCUCACCGCCCGCCUCGACGAGCUCUCCGCCGAUGACGCCGCGCUCGCUGCCGCCGAGCGCACUGUGGCGCAGGCCGCCCUCGCCGCGCCCCUCCGCGCCGCAGCGGACGAGGUCGCCGCUCUCCGGGCCCGCCUCGCCGCCGUCCAGGAGUCCCUCCAGGCCGCGGAGUCGAGGGCAUCGGCCGAGGCUGGCGCCAGGGGCGAGGCCGACGCCCAGCUCGAGACGGCAGCCGGGGAGAUGGCUCGUACCCUGAAGGUGCUCCAGGAGAAGGAGGCGGAGGUGGCAUUCGUGUCCAUGAAGGUCUCGAGCUUGGAGGCAAUGGUGGCGGAGCUGGAGAGCAAGAACUCCGAGCUGUUUGGGGAAAAGGGCGAGCUGGCGAAGCAAUUGGAGGAGGCCAUGGAUGCAAUACGGAUGGUAUCGAGCGAGAAGGGGGAGGUAGAGAGGAGCUUGCAGGAGUUCAGGAAGGCAGCCGAGGCCUACCGGGUGGAAAUUGAGGGGAAGGUUAAGGCGAAGGUGGAGGAAUUGAAGGUGCUUGGUGCCAAGAAGGCGGAGAUGGAUGCAAGGGUGAAAUCUUUGGAGGCGGAGCUUACAGUGGCUGUGGCUAAGAAAGGGGAAUUGGAGGCUGAGGUGGUGUCAAAGAAGAGGGAGAUUGAUUUGGUGAAGGGAGAAAAUGGUAAGCUUCAGUCCGAGGUUGCGGGUGCUGAGAAGAAAUACAGCAUGUCUGUUGCAGAGGUUGAAAGUCUCAGGAUGGAAUUGGGUGCAUUGGUGAAAGCGAAAGAGGCCGCUGCUAAGGUAUUUGAUUCUGAGAAGGCUCAACUUGUGGGGAAAUUGGGGGCCCUGAAGAGGAGGGUGGAGGAAAUCCAGGCCGACAAGGAAGCAACCGAGGGAGUAAUGCAAGAGAAGGAUGCUCAGGCCUGUAAGCUGAGGGCCGAAUUGGAGGAGCUCCACUCUUCCAUGUCCCAGCUCCAAGUAUCCUGCGAUGAACUAGAUACCAAGAGUUCACGCCUGAAUGAUGAGAAGAAUUCAGUUCUGGAAGCGUUGGAUGCUGAGAAGGCUGAAGCAGGGAAGCUGAGGUCAAAAAUUGAGGAGCUGGAGAACUGCAACGGCAAGAAGGAUGGUGACAUUGGGAGGCUGAAGGCGGCAUUGGAGGAAAAGAAGGGGAAGAUUGAUAUCCUGAGCAAGGAUAUCGAGCUGCUGCAGCUCGCAGUGGCUGAGGCUCAGAAGAGGAAGAUGGGUGGCAUCUGGACAUGGCUGUAUGCCGCCACCACAACUAUGGUGGCUGCCAUCUCCUUCAUCUAUGCCACGAGGUCCCACUGAAGGGGCGCUCUUUUACUUUUUUGCUAUGUUCCGUGUUCGUUUUACACUCUUAUCAAUAUGCAACUUGAAAUGAUCAUGUUGCUAUCUUGCUGUAUUGCUACAUGAUCAUGAAUCAGCUGGUUAUGAAAUGAAGUCUUUGCUUU